GAAUUGAGCUUUGCAGACGUUAUAUUUUGGUGGGCCUGAGCCGCAGAGAUUUGUUGUAGUAGCAUUACGCCGGUCCUAUGUCAUGUCGGGAGAGAGAAGCGCAACGAGCACACACACACAACCGCCGGUGCCGAGCCCCUCCUUUCUCAGCCAGCUAGACGUCCCGUUACACAGGCCUUACACUUCAAAACUAUAAGUUGUCGAAGUGGAAGCAACAAACAGCGCUUAAACAUUGAUAGGAAGCCGCCGUGUUGCUCUCCGACAUGGAGUGCCGCCAUCGUGCAGCAUCGGCUAGCAGCGUUAGCAUCAACGUUACCGCACGAGCGCCGCCGUGCGUACUGCUAGCCGCGUAGCUUAAACGAUACGUUCGCCGUUUCCAUGGUGUCGGCUGCUUCGCGAGUUCGCUCGCGUGUUAACGGCCAAUCGGUUCCGGUCUCCGUUCGGGAAAGGCGAGCCCUUUAGUGGCUCCCCGUCCCCCACCGGGGACAACGAAGCGUGUGUGUGUGUUGUAGGGCAGUUAAGCGGUGCUGCGUGAUACAGGCCUAGCUGUGUCCUGCUAGCCAAUGUGCGCCAGUCUGCCGGAGCAGCAAUGAACAAUGACCAUAGUUGACAGAUCUUCAGAAAAGUCUGACCACGAGUCAGUCGGGUGCAAGCAUUCCCCCUUCGCCAGUGGAGACGUGGGUAUGGACAGCAGCUGUUCCAGCAGCUGGGCGGUGGGCCCCACCAUGACCGGUGACUCUCAGAGGCUGAAGGCUCCAGGAGGCUGCCUGGGCCCCACACCUGGAGCUGCUGUUUACAACAGCACUCCCUCCUCUGUGGACCGGCCCAAAGAACAAGUGAUGAGCAGUGGUGACGGCAUUGACCUGCCCCAGAAGGUCCUCUUCCCUCCAGAGCGCCUCAACCUGAAGUGGACCCAGGUUCACCGCAUUGGAGCAGGCCUUCAAAACAUGGGGAACACAUGCUUCCUCAACUCGGCCCUGCAGUGUCUCAGCUACACCCCUCCGUUUGCCAACUACAUGCUGACAAGGGAGCACUCUAAAACAUGUCACGAGCCGGGCUUCUGUAUGAUGUGCACCAUGCAAAACCAUAUCAUUCAGGUUUUUGCCAACUCUGGGAAUGUCAUUAAGCCCAUUGGUGUGCUCAAUGAGCUUAAAAGGAUAGCAAAGCACUUCCGCUAUGGAAGCCAAGAGGAUGCCCAUGAAUUCCUGCGGUACACCGUGGAUGCUAUGCAAAAGUCCUGCAUACCUGGAACCAAAUUCGACAGGCAAACACAGGCAACUUCUUUCAUCCAUCAAGUAUUUGGCGGGUACCUAAGGUCCAGAGUGAAAUGCUUAAACUGCAAAGCAGUCUCAGAUACAUUUGACCCCUUUCUAGAUAUUACCCUGGAAAUUAAGACGGCUCCCAGCAUCUCCAAGGCUCUAGAGCAGUUUGUCAAACCAGAGCAGCUGGAUGGAGAAAACGCCUACAAAUGCACCAAGUGCAAAAAAAUGGUCACCGCCUCAAAGAGAUUUACCAUCCACCGCAGUUCUAACGUGCUAACACUGUCACUCAAACGCUUUGCAAACUUCAGCGGAGGCAAACUUACAAAGGAUGUGAAAUAUCCAGAGUUCCUGGACCUGCAGCCUUUUAUGUCUCAGUCCCAAGGAGAACCCCUGGUCUACGGGCUGUAUGCUUUGCUGGUCCACUCUGGAUUCAGCUGCCAUGCUGGACACUACUUCUGCUACAUUAAGGCGAGCAAUGGUCAGUGGUAUCAGAUGAACGACUCCUCUGUGUCUGUCAGUGACAUCAGGUCUGUUCUCAACCAGCAGGCCUAUGUUCUCUUCUACAUCAAGUCCAGUGAUAUGAAAAAAGCAGGCGACUACAGUCACUUGAGCCAUAACCCAGGAAUCCCUGGUCAGUCGUCUCCACGUCCGGUGGUGAUCCCACGCAUGAACACCACCGUCCACCACAACAAUAUUGGCUUCAUGGGUCCCCAGCUGCCCCCACACAUGACCAAGAGCACUCUCCAUGUCAAUGGGAAUGGAUCUCUGAGGGACUAUCCUACAAGCUCCAAGCCCAGCACCAGCAGCAGUGUUGUGGGAAAAUCAAGCCAUGGCCUGGCCUCUUCCUCCUCCGUCUCCCACUCAAUCAGCCGGCCCAAAAUGAUCCCAGACCACGACAAACGCCAGAAGCUUUCAUUCUUCAUUGGACAAAGCAAACAGAACCGCCCAUCCUCCUCCUCUUCCUCCUCCCUGUCCUCUUACAGCCAGCCGUCCUCUGCCAGCAGCAGCAGCAGCAGCAGCAGCAGCAGCAGCAGCAGCAGCUCCUCCUCCUCCAGCUCUUCAUCCUCCUCACAGUCUACCUCAGCAGUUCGGUUUGUUCCACGUCAGCUUCACCACGUUAAUGGCAUGUCUUGCAGUAAUGGGGAUCACCACUCUGGAGGUAAUGUAGCGUCAUUCCUGGUGCCGUACGGCCAAGAGUCUUCAGAGGAGUCGGACCAGGAGAACUGCAGCGCCCUGGAUAACGGCUGUUUAGGCAAGUCUCACCUCAAUGGAAGUAACCGAACAGGAGGUAUCUUUGACAAAUCUCCUCAAGCCACAAGCAGAGAGUCGGGAGUGCACCAUAAUGGUAACGGAUUAAAUGGAUCGACCAAUGGCAUCUCCAAAUCAGGCCAAAAUGGACACCAUUAUGGACAACACAAAGUCAAUGGACACAACACCACUGACAAGAUCCCUGGCAGUAAUCAUGGAGGUUUGUCCCCGGUUGCUAUCGUUGCUGCUAAUGGAGUUGAUGCUGACCAUAGUCAAACAAGCAAAGAGGCAUUCCAGACGAGUUCUUCCCAUAGCAUCCAUCCAGCUGCAAGUGAAAGCCAGCACCUCUCCAAUCCUCACAAAAGGGCUAAAACUCUGUCUGAACCCCUGCCUCAGCAAAAAGCCCCCUCCACUGUUAGCAUUCCACCUUCAGCUACUGCUACAAAGACCCAUUCGGUCGCAUCUGGAGAAUCUGCUGCCUCUUCGGCACAUCAUGGCAACACUGCUGCCUUAUCCACCUCGCCAGUCUGCUCCCAGAGCUCCGGUGGUGCGUCUGCUGCUCCACAGAAGAUAAGCAUGAGUGGGGAUGAAACCAAUGAUCUACCACAGAAAAACGGACCAUCAGCAGGGACUGAAGGGCGUACAGAUGCUAAGGAGCAGUACCAGUCCAAGCCAAGUUCUAGAGGCAGCGAAAGACGAUAUUCCCAAGAUGUGGACAUGGACAGAGACAGGCUGCACUCUGACGGGAGCAGAGACCGAGAGAGACACUACAGGGACAGGAGUCGGGAGCGAGAAAGUGACAGUGAUCGGCAUCGGCACAGACGGGACUACCGCUACCACCAUCGCUCAUACAGGGAUCAUUUGCCUCUCCACGAUCGACACCACAGGGACUGGGAAUCUGAGCGUCGAUCUGAGCGGACCGUCCACCCCAGAGAGCGCGAUCACGACAGGUGCUCUCACCAUUACCACCACUACCACAAUUACCACCACUACCACCAUAAAUCCAGAGAGAACUGGGACUGUGAGCGGAGGGGACACAAGUCCCACGGCAGCUCGAGGGGGCGGCAGGAGAGUCGAGAAUCACGGGGAACAAAGGACAAGAGCAAUGGCAGGGAGAGGAACCCUUACCCUUCAAAAGAGGAGACUGAAGAGACCUCCUUGUCUCCCACAGGGCCACAUAGAUCCACAAAGUCUAAAGGCUCGCCCUCUCGGGCUCCACCCUCUGACUCCAGAUCAGCUCAAAAUCACAAGCGGACUGAUGAUCAUCUGAGCAAGGAGCGAGACGACAGUUCUGAGGCCCGUCACUCUAAAAAACACAAGAAGAGCAAGAAAAAGAAGAAGUCAAAGGAUAAAGACAGACACAGAGAGAGCGGAAGUUCUGACGUGGAUUCCGACAGAGCCUCUGAAAUCAAAAAGAAGAGGAAGAAAGACCAGAGGCGGCGGGGCAGUGAGGCCAGGCAGCACAGCCCAGGAGCCACUCAGAGCCACAAGAACAGAAGCAGCGAGGAGAGGGAAAGCCGAAAGCGACGCUACUAUGACACCAACGGGUUUCCACCUGAAAAAAAAAGCCGGCGCACAGACGACGCUCAUCCCAGCAGUGACCAUCUACCCCACUCCCAGCACAUUUCAUCCACCAACGGCGCAGCUCACCACCAUCUCAACGGAUACACAGGAAACGGUUACAGCCGAACCAAUGGCGACUCCCACGGAUUCUCCAGUGGCCUGAAACACUGACUCUACACGUGGACUUCGUUUUUAACCACAGCAGAGACUUGACAUCAACAACCUUUUUGACAUGGUGCUUCUUCAUUGGGAAUAUUGUAUUUUUACUUACAAAAAAAGGUGUUUUAAAAUGUCCAGAGAUCUUUUUUUAAGCCGUUGAUUCAUUUGCUGUUAUUCUCUUAACUAUGGGUAAAUGAAAACUUUUCACCUUGUUGAACAUUUAUGACGAGAAAUAUUAAUAUAUACUUGUAUGAACACAAACAAAGCCUGGAGCUUAAACAUCUCAACUGCUGCUCAGUGGAACUCAGGACAUGAAAACUCCAUUGCAGACAUCCACCUGCUUCAAAUAAGAAUGAGACGAAAGGGAAACUGCCUAAGAGGCGAACUGCAAGGCAUCGUGUUGACUGCAAGUUUUAAGAUGUCACUAUAUCUACAGAGCUGCAAAUGAGUUUUGACUUGCAGACAGACUAAAGGAGUGCAGUUGUGGAAACGAGGCUCAGCCGACUGAUACCUCCACUUUAACCCUGGACAGACUUGAGAACAUUUCCCAACUUAACCUUUUUUUGUUUGUUUCCAUUUUGCUCUGAAGCCUAAGAUUCACUCUGAAGCCUAAGAUUCACACUCUGUAAUUUUUAAAACUUUUUCACAAGACAUUUUUCUCUAGGUCAUGGCUCGCUCUCCUCUCACACAUCCUUUAUCCUUUUUUUUUAAUGUUCAAAAAGAAAAGCAUCAAGAAUUUAUCAUAGAUGUGGACCAUUUGUGUUUGCUUUUUAAUGAAAAAUACAGUUUGUGUCUUAUAGCGUCAAAAAUACUGUGAAUUUAAUUUUAAACUGUACUAUCAGUUAUUUUAAGUGUAAAAAAAAUCCUGUAUCAGGAUUAGCAGUAGAUGUUUUGCUUUGUUUUUAGAAAAACAAGUGUUAAUUUUGACCAUAUUCUUUAGACUAAAGUCUGAUUAUGGUUUUCUUAUUUUUUGUUUGUUUUAUGUUUUUCAACUUUAGACAGAUGUUAAAAAACUGCUGUUAUACCUUUUAUUUUUUUGUUUAGCAUGUCAGAAUUUAUACAUUGUAUAAGGUUAAAGCCUUAAAAAUACAUUUGUUUAUGUCUGCAAUUGUAAUCUGUUAUUGGUCUUUGAAGUUGUUUACAAGCUGCAUUGAAAAUUAAUGGGAAACGCUGAUCGAGAUGAGUUGCCAGGGAUUUUUGUAAGCGCUCCUGUCUGCCUUUGUAUUACACAGAAUGGACUGAUUGUAUUCACGCUCUCGUAGGGCAAACGGUUGAGGACACAGAAGGGGAGGACUGAAACUCACGGCACUCCUUAUUCAGGUUUUGCAAAAUACACACUUUUUUAAGCCGUUAGGUUCAAACCCUCAUGUUUGAAAAUAACCAAAGACCGGCUGCGUCUGGUGAGUCGAGCUCUCCUUUACUGAAUUCACACAAAAAACUGUUGGCUGAUCAGCAUGUCCUUUUUUUUUUUUAUUCAAAGUCUUCAUCAAAGUGUUCAGGAGCAGUUCACCCCGCAUCAUACCAUGUUGAAACUUAAAAUCUGCACCUGAUAAGGAAAGUUCUGGCUUUGGGUUGGUCGGAUCAACCUUGGGUUUCCAGUUUUGAACCUGCUCAUGUCCUACGCUCUCAGCAAAGUUGUUUUUCUUUCAUAUAACAUCACAAUAUCUGAUCCUCAGUAAUAACUCAGUGUGAGGAGGCUUCACUGCUCUGCACAAGGUCCCUCCCUCUCAUUGUAAACUGUUAUGUCAAACUCAAAUGUGAACGGGUAUAGGCUAUGGCCAUUAUGAUUUACAUGCUACAUAAACACAACAAAGAACAAACGGAAAUAAACCAAACGGUAUGUACAUUAUAUAUUAUACAUGCAUAAUGUAAGUCUGGGGCUGCCUCUUUUGUUAAACAAUAAGCAAAUAAAUACAAAAGAAAUGAA
Molecule: messenger RNA, 6159 nt
Organism: Scophthalmus maximus (turbot)
Lineage: Eukaryota; Metazoa; Chordata; Actinopteri; Pleuronectiformes; Scophthalmidae
Gene: usp42
Product: ubiquitin specific peptidase 42
Exons: 18
Coding region: 597-4244 (1215 amino acids)
Biological process (GO): protein deubiquitination; regulation of apoptotic process
Cellular component (GO): nucleus; cytosol
Molecular function (GO): cysteine-type deubiquitinase activity; cysteine-type endopeptidase activity
Source: RefSeq, a predicted model, not a curated record